Molecule: messenger RNA, 633 nt
Organism: Parnassius apollo (apollo)
Lineage: Eukaryota; Metazoa; Arthropoda; Insecta; Lepidoptera; Papilionidae
Source: the annotation of a GenBank genome assembly
AUGUUAACAUGUUUAGCUAUUUUAGGGGACAGUAAAAGUUCCGAUGAAUAUAAACCAGAUAUAGCAAGAGUUGGUAAAUUAAAAAAAACAAAAAUUGCUCAAAAAACAGCAACAGGUACAUUUUCUAAUGUAAUCACACAAAUUCAAAACUUACCGACAAUGGAACUUGGAAGGAGAUUCAGAACUCCCUGUAAGACUGGUAACAAAUGCGGAAAGGUCAUAAAAAGACUUAUGGUACCGAAACUAGCGCAGUUAGAAAAUACAAUUAUGGGCAUAAUGAAAGAGCUGUCUAAAAUGCCACCAGCAGUGAUAACUGAUGAUACGACGCAACUGUUUGUAUGUGUGCUCCCGGGGACGCCAAUCCUCCUACAAAGCCUUCUAUUUACUGUGACGAGGGCUCCACGGUAUUUCGGCAUUUUGCAAGACCAUCGGGGUCAGCCACUAUCGGUAGAAAUAUCUGAAGAGUAUAUGGACCAAGAUUAUAUCGCAACUAACAGGAGACGACAUAAGAUUGACUGGAAUAAGAAUCCUUUAGACGUGGAUGAUUUUGAAGAUGAUGACACCGAUGAGGCAUUCGAUGAGAAAGAUAAAGAUGUAAAAUUGCCAAACAAUCUUCAAGCUGGUCCUGUUUAG